Molecule: messenger RNA, 3256 nt
Organism: Corvus hawaiiensis (hawaiian crow)
Lineage: Eukaryota; Metazoa; Chordata; Aves; Passeriformes; Corvidae
Gene: MRPL13
Product: mitochondrial ribosomal protein L13
Exons: 7
Coding region: 81-620 (179 amino acids)
Biological process (GO): negative regulation of translation; translation
Cellular component (GO): mitochondrial large ribosomal subunit; ribosome
Molecular function (GO): mRNA binding; structural constituent of ribosome
Source: RefSeq, a predicted model, not a curated record
GGCACCGCCCCUCGCAGGGCAGCGCUUCCGCUUCCCGCGGCCCCGGCGCGGCGCUGCCUGCGCGCCGUGCGCCCGGCGGGAUGGCGAGUUACACCAGGGCGGCCCAGCAAUGGGCUACUUUUGCCAGAGCCUGGUACCUCCUCGAUGCGAAGAUGCAGCCCCCAGGAAAAAUAGCAGCUGCCACUGUAAUGAGACUCGAAGGCAGACAUAAACCUAUUUAUCAUGCACUAAAUGACUGUGGAGAUCAUGUUGUCAUAAUAAAUACAAGACAUAUUGCCUUCUCUGGUAACAAAUGGGAACAGAAAGUGUAUUCUUCACAUAGUGGUUAUCCUGGUGGUUUCAAACAAGUGACAGCCACUCAACUCCAUUUGAAGGAUCCAACUGCUAUUGUUAAACUGGCUGUUUAUAGAAUGCUUCCAAAAAACCUUCAGAGAAGAACUCUGAUGCAGAGGCUACACCUGUUCCCUGAAGAUGUUAUUCCAGAAGAUAUAGAGAAGAACCUUCUACAAGAGAUUCCUCAGCCACGUGCAGUCCCCAAGAGGUUAGAUGAAUAUACACCAGAAGAAAUUGCUGCCUUUCCAAAGGUUUGGACUCCACCUAAAGAUUUUCGAAGGAAUUAAUAACAAUAAAAGAAGCAGUGCCAUCAGGAGUGUUUCUCCUCCUCCAAAGAAAAUUCUUCUAACAUGGAAGCAUCUGUGCAUCUCAGUCAACCCUUCUAUACUGAAUGUUUCUGACAGCUAUUAGCAAACAUGAGUUGGCAAGAUAAUAGAAAUUACUGUGUUUGAAACGGCUAAGAAUAGGUGUUAUGUUAAUACCAUCUGUACUGUGCAUCAUAUGAUCUGGUAUUUGUUAAUGAUAUUUGGUUUGAUACUAUUAUUAAAGAAUUAAUAUCUUUGUAAUGAAUAUUUGCAUCUCAUAGAAACAAUACAUUGACUGCUGCUAUGAAGUAGCUCACUCUAAAAGUUGCAAAAUUUGAUUUCCAUGCAGGAGGAGCAGAGAAUAAUUAUGGUCACCAGCCAUGAUUUUUCAUCCUCGAGCUUUGGCCAUCUUUUGAUACAUUGUGCUCUAAAGAACAAAAUGGCAACUACUUUUUUUUUAAUAAUCUUACUUUUUUCAGACUACUGGUCAUCUGCAUCUACAUCUUGGGUAUGCUGAUGACAACAGCAAGGUUGACUCUACUUUCUAGCUUCCAAAUGUCAUUAAAUGUAUUCCUAAUGAUAUUUUGUUCUUGAUGUGGAGAUGUUACAUGGUUGUCAUUGGGAGACUCAAUAUUCAUAUGGUUCUGUCUGCCUUGGAAAAUAACCAGGCAGAGCACUGCUCCAGCUGGGCAUAGGUUUUGGAGAUGGCACCCUCUGGAUUCCAGUGCUGUUACACCAAAACACCCACUUGGGGCUGUGCAGAGCAGUUUCUGAAGUGACUCUUCCUCAUUAGGAGGAGGUCUGCUGACAACCCAGGGUAGAAUAGAUUUCAGUCAAGAGCUUGUUGAAAUAACAGGCAGUAAAGGCAGAUCACAGGGGAGAUACUCUUCCUUUUAUUCCCCCUUCAGCCUAAACCUGAUUUUCAUUCAAGUCACAGGAACAUGCCUUACUUACUUUAGGGAACAUAUUACAGAACAAAGCAGCAACAUUUUUAUUAUGAAAACCUAAAUGAGGAAAUCUAAGUUAAGGGUUGAAUGAUGCAAAAAAAGUCAUAAAAAUUAUUUCACUUUUGCAAGCUGCUUCCCUGAAAUUCGUUUCUGCUUUCCUGCAUGGAAAACCCUCAAGCCAAAGCUGUUCUGUAAAUAAGUGAAGUUUUCUGUGUUGUAGGAGAUGCUGAUACAUUAUCUGCCAAAUUUUACAAUGUUUGGUAAGGGGAAUUUAAGUGUUCUACAUCUGUUUUGUACAAGCAUCAUCCUGGAAGAAAACCAGUGGUUUAUUUAUAAUCAUAUUUCAUUACAUGAAAUAAAGGUUUGGUAUUGGGCCUUUCUUUGACAUUCAGAGGGGCUUAUCCCAGGAAACAUUCCUUCCUAGUGAAUGUGCAGCCUUCAUUUCCAGGUCAGUUCCUACACUGCAUUAACUAGUGAAAGUAUUUUGAGAAGGCCUAGGUUGCAGUAAAUGCUCUUUCCUGUGCAAGGACACAGUACACAAAGUUUAUUGGUAAGAUCUCUGUGGCAUCAGGUGUUCCUAGUGUGCUGAAUACUUCAGUAAGCAACUUCAGUUUCUAAGGUGGUCUGGAAAAAAUAUAAUACUCUUGAUUAUUCAGAGACUGGAUUUUGGAGAAAAUUUUGACUGUGUUUUACUAUUUUUGGCGAACAUACAAUUCCUGAAUAAUAUUUUUCUAAUUGGGUAGAGCCCACUAGUUAGUAACUUUUUAUUACCAAGGUAUGUCGAACAAGUGAUCAUAUGACCAAUGAUACCAGAAGCAUUCUGGUCAGUAUGUUGCCAGUAAAUGGCACAGUAAAUAUAAAGUUAAAACAAAUUAACUACUGCAAUUGGAGCUUCUGCUUUAGCAUAUAAAUUGUUAUAAAAUUGGAAUGAGUAUGGCCACUUUAUUAUCCCCAAGUCAUUUGUUUAAUUCACUACAUGUGGUGUGAGGAGGGGGAGGUGUGGCAGUGGCAGCUGGUUGUGUGCAUGUCCCACACAGGGGAUCCCUCAGGCCAAGAGCACCCAAAUUCCCUGUGGUCAGAGGGGUGUUGUGCUGCUUCCAGCUGCUUUCCCAGGCCGGCUGACUGGUGUGGAGCUGCUGCAGUGGCACGGCACAGGUGACACCAACUGCACACCACAAGCACCCUCAGGGAUUUGGUUAGGCUGUUACGUGGACUAAAUAAGUGAUCAGUUUGACCACGCUGUGGCCCUACAUCCUUGGUUUUGCCCUAUCACUCUCUCUGGUUCCACGGGAACUUGAGAUUUGGAUACAGUGUUGCAGGACAGCCAGUCAAGACCAAUAUACUGUGCACUGUUAGCAGGAUACUCAAAAGUCUUUCAAAGACAACACAGGCACAAUUGCUUGGAGGCUGAUUUUUUUUCCAUCAGCGACCUUCUCGGUCACUUCCAUAGGAUGGGCAGAACUCUGAGCUGUGUCAGUACAACAUGGAUGGGAGUGGGCCAGCACGGGAGGGACACAGGGAGUUUGCAGUUGGGGUAAAUUAACACAGGUGUUCUGAGCCUUGCCAGGCUCUUGUACCUGCUUGUGUGUGAGAGAGCCAUGCUCGCAUCAGGGCUCAAUGUUCUGUCAAGUGGGGUUAAGCUGCAAAAAAAUAAAAAGUCCAUAAAGUGCA